AAGAUACCUAAAGAGCGAUACAAACCCGUUUUUCGGUAGGGAAAGUGUAUCAAAGGACACGUAUAUCCUGAAAAGAAAUAACAGGUUACCUGUUACAUAGAAACAACAGACAACAUUUCUAUCCCUUCAAGCGCACGCCUAGAAAUCACAAUUUCUAACCAAGUAACUAGACGAUCGAAACGCUUAGGAAAAAGACGAUUGUCGGGCGCUCGUCUCUCGCUCAUAGGCACAACAUAACCUUCGGCAUAGACGGUAAAGUAGUUUUCCACCAGCAGUCAUGGCUGACAACACGAAACAGCUCACGGACGAGCAGAAAAAGAUUUUAAACGAGUUUAGGGAGAAGGUCAGCGAUUGUCAACUUGCCGACUCUAGUGAUGCGUUCCUCCUCAAAUGGCUUAUUGCCCGCAACUACAAAGUGGAUCUUGCCGACAAAAUGCUACGCCAAUCGUUGGAGUGGCGGCGAUUAAAUCGGGUGAACGAUAUUCUCGAAACAUGGGCACCGCCCGAAGUAAUUGAAAAAUAUUAUUCCAUCGGCCAAACCGGAUAUGACAAAUUCGGCUGCCCUCUUUGGAUCAGCGCCCAAGGACCGAUUGACAUCCGUGGCAUUAUGCAAUCGACGAAGAAAAAAGAUCUAACGCGAUUCAUGAUUUACAUUAUGGAGAAGAACGCGUUAAAUAUGCGGCAAAAUCCCGAACGUUGCGCAACUCAGAACAUUUGCGUCGUUGCCGACAUGGAAAAUUUGUCAAUGUGGCAAAUGGCUUAUCGCCCAGUAAACGAGGUCCGGAACGAAAUGCUGAGGAUAUAUGAAGCUAAUUACCCGGAGAAUCUUCGACGUAUUUUCAUCAUCAACGCUCCUAAACUAUUCACCGUCAUCUAUAAUAUGAUGAGACCUUUUAUGCAUCAAGUAACGAUCGAAAAGAUCUGCGUAUAUGGAUUUGAUAAAGAGGAAUGGAAAGCGGCUUUAUUGAAAGACAUUGACGCUGACCAACUACCUGCCCAUUACGGUGGGACUAUGACCGAUCCCGAAACAGACGAUCCCAAAUGUCCACACAAGUUUAAUAUGGGAGGACCAGUACCGCGUUCAUAUUACGUCAGCAAUAGCAAACCAGUGCCAAAGGAAGGGAUGCUUAAUUUAGAAAUCGGAAGUGGCAGUAAGAAACAACUGGAAUUCGACGUGGCUUCCGUUAGUUCCGUUCUCAGGUGGGAAUUUAUGACAGAAGGUGGUGAUAUAGGAUUCCGAAUCUAUCACGUCACUAUUACUGAAAAAGAAGAGAUUAUCGAAGUGGUUCCAGUCAGUCGAAUCGAGAGUCAUCUGGUCAUGGAAGAAGGAGAAAUUAUUUGCGAUUAUAUCGGCAAAUAUGUGGUCGAGUUUGAAAACGGUUUCAGUUUCUUCAAGUCGAAAAAAGUUCAUUACCACAUCGAGGUAAAUGCAGCCAUUUGUUAGAGUUAUCUGAUAAACAGGUAUUGAAUGUGUUAUCAUUCUUUUAAUGUUUUUGUGUAAGAGUAAAAGAAAAUUCUGUGUCAAAUAAAUGGGUGAUAAUUG
Molecule: messenger RNA, 1543 nt
Organism: Daphnia carinata
Lineage: Eukaryota; Metazoa; Arthropoda; Branchiopoda; Diplostraca; Daphniidae
Product: SEC14-like protein 2
Exons: 10
Coding region: 278-1444 (388 amino acids)
Cellular component (GO): cytoplasm
Source: RefSeq, a predicted model, not a curated record